AUGGCCUCCGACUCGGCAAGAGAGAGAAUCUCGGCGGCCGAGGGAGGGGAAAAUGCGUCAGCUCUCUCUCUCGUGAGUGGUCCCCCUUUCGCGCAGGUUGCCCGAUCUUUCAGUUUGCCUGUUCGGGGGCCAGGAGACAGAGGAGACGGGGGGGGUGAGCCGUUGCAGGGUGCGUCGCCGCUCGCUUCCCUUUGCUCCCCACAGGAGGAAGAGCGUUCGAGUGGACAGAACCUGAAUCCGUCUGGCCGCCUGUACGCGAAUUUCAAGAAGAAGAGCGUCAGCUUCGACAUCACGGUGAUGAAAGCCGAGAAACUGGAGGAGAACCGCGGACAGGGAAGAGGCCGCGGAGGUGUAGGGAGGUCCCGCGCUCUGGGACGCGUUCCCUUUUCGUCGGCGCAAAACCUCUCUAAACUUUCUGCCAUGGAACCCAGUGCGAGCCCCCAGUGGGGAGCUCCGGAAGGCCUCUACGGCCUGCAGCCACAAAGUGAGGAGGGGACAGGAGCCUCUGCGGAUGGUCAGAGCCCUGUUGGAUCAGGCGGGAAGGCGCGGACUCAGCCUAGCGGCGAUGGUGCCGAGGCAGCGACUGUGACCGGCUCGGUCGCUCCUGGCCUCGGCGCCGCUGCGUCGCCGCGGAUGUCGUGGGCGGCGGCACGCCCUGUGGCGCCGACCGAUGGCCAGUCUCCACGCGCCUCGAGUCCAGGGAAUGUCGUUCUCGUGAGGAGCCUCGCGACCGACUCCCAUAGGGAUUCGUCGGGUUGGAACGGCAGAGGGUCGCCGAGGCAUCGGGGCGGCCGUGGGAUGAUUCGCAGGUGUCUUCCUCAGGGCGGAGCGCCGCAUGGAGACGAUGAACAGAACGCAGCCCGAGAUGUCAAGGGUGGAGACGGCGACGCAGGGACUGACGGUCAGCUGUCGCCCGUCCAGCACCGCUGGCUCCCGCGUGACGCAGCCGGAUCCGUGGACGUCGGCCGCGACGACGUGUGUCCCAGUGAACAGCCGGGAGCGUGCAGGUUGGACUUUCCAGGUGGGAACGGAAGGAGGGACGAAGUGCAGGAGGCCGGACUCUUGCCGCUUCCUGGCACGCCGAGGUGCUACCGCGUUACGGCUCCAACGCCUCCGUCUUCGCCGUACCGCACGACAGACCAGAGACUCCUUCCGCCGGGGUCCCCCGGGCCGCUGGCGGCCUCUCUGGCGUGUCUGCUGGAUUCGGUUCGCCACCGCAGUGUGUCGCUCUACGACCCUUUUGGCCGCGCUUCGCCGCUUGUACAGGUUGGGGACCGUGGAGCGACGUUCUCUAGCCAGCCCCGCGAAAUGCAGCUUCUGCCGGGGCUGUCUCCUGUCUCCUCAGCGACUGUGGAAGAACACGGCCCGUUGCACGCGGCCGACCCGCUCCUGUUUCGCGGGCCAGGGCGUCUUUUGUCGCCGUCUCCGGCCCCAGGCCGCAACCUCUCCGUCCUGGACGCGUGCGUCCAGAACUUCCAGACUCGGCUGCCGCAUCCGAGCAGUCCGCCCCCAGCUUUUGAGGGCGCGCCGCCUGCGUCGCCGGCCUACUCGCCUCUGUGUUCCGGACCCUGUUCGCCGCCGACCUCGCCGUUGCCUGUGUCCUUGCGCUUCUCUGCGGCGCUCCCCUCCCCCUCGCCCUCCUCGCUUUUGUCUUCCUCGCUUCACGCGUGCUCCACGGCUCUGUACCGCACCGUGCACCCGGGGAAUGGCGCCGGAGUCCUCCCGCACUCGCCCUCGUCUCUGCCGGCGCGGCCUGUGGAAUGGUGGGAUGUGGUCCCCGGAGCACUGGCCGGCGUGAGUGUCCCCCACGCUCCCUUCUCCGUCGGAGCGCAGAGAUGGAGUGGAAACAGCGCGAUGCUGGCGCGCUGUGCGGAGACCCUCCGUCUCCACCACGGCGAACAGCUACGCCAGCUCCAGGCCCGACUCCAGGAGCAGAUGGAGAAGCGUGGAAACGUGGGGGAGAAGCUCGGCGACGCGACAGACGGACGCGACGCGUGGCCGGACCGCGGGGAGCUGUCGGCAAAGGCCUUCACGCCGUUCGAUCUUCACCCCAAGCAGUUGUCGGCUGCGCGCAAGAUGUACGCGAUUUCGGCGCAGCCGCGCCCCACAUCGCAUGCACGCAACGAGGCGAUGGGACGCCAAGCGGGAUUCGUCUGUCGGCGGGCGUAUUCCGGGCAUCCAAAGGACGACCCCCAGUUCCAGGCGUUCUUCCAGCGGCCGCAUGCAGGCGCUCCGUACGCCGCGCCGUUUGGAUCGCCGAUGCUCGCACCGGGGCUCUUGUCGCGGAUGUUCUCGCGGCACGCAGAGCAGACUCCAGACUCGUGCGCGGCGAAUGCUGGGACGCUGACCGCGCCUACAGGGCGUCUUUCGGGAAGGCUUUGGGAGUCGAAGACUGUGCAGUUUCCGCGGCCGCCAGAGGGCGGUUUCGUGCUCCAACCCGGGCGCGUUUUGACUUCGGACUCCGCGGGUGUCUACAACGGCGGCUGCGACAACCGUGACCACGACUACAUGGCGAAGCAGUUCGAGCACAUUCUCCCAGACCACCUGUUCCUUCAUUCGCCUCCACUGUACAGAUGCGCGUGCGCGGGAGGCGCCAGGAAGCCGGGGCUUCGGGUAACCGGGGCGAAAUCCGAGAGCGAGGCAGCGGGCCACGUCAACGGGACGCGCGAAGCCGCGGACAAGAGCGAGAGGGAAGGACGGAGGCGGCUUAGCGCGGUCGGAGACGAGGUUAGCGCGUCACCGUGCGAGGCAGAGACGAACCAGACAGGGACAACUCGGGAGCGAUGCCAUUUCGGCUCUGAAGGAACAGGAACGCGAGUCAGGGAGACGCUUUCGCAGCAGGAGCACUCGCGAGGAGGCGCGCAAGAGCCGGCUGCCGGGAAUCCCCGUGUGGCGUCUCCCGCCGAGCCCGAGCGCAAGCGCCUGAGGUGCCGUCGGUGCGGGGGGUGGGUGAUGCCGCCUGUCGGCUGGCCCGUGGCGUCGACGCGUGGCCUGGGCGAGAGCAUCCGAGGCGAGGACGGGGGAUCCGCGUCUGCGGAGGCGGAAGACAGAUUCAACAGAGACGACGUCGAGGAAGUUUCGAUGAUGGACACGUGCUACUAUCAAGUCCUCGAACUCCUCGGCAGGGGUACUUUCGGCCAUGUGUACGAGUGUCUCCAGUUCGACGGUUUCACGGGGAAACCUGUUGCAGUUGUCGCUGUGAAAAUUGUGAAGAACGACGAAGCGUACAUGCGGAAUGCGCUCCACGAGGUUUUUCUGCUUCGCAUGCUCGCCCGCGGGGGCCCGCACGGCACGGACGUGGCCGCCCAGGAAGAGGGACGGGGGACGAAAGAGGAAAAGGAGACAGUCGCACCCGGAGAAGCGGCGCCCGGCAGAGAGGACAGAGCCGCGGACGGAAACGGCGCGUCGAAGGGGCGUGGCGAGGCACUGAGAGACCCGGAAAGACGCGUCGUCCGCCUCCUCCACCAGUUUGUCUAUCGGCGCCACGUUUGCCUCGUCUUCGAACUGCUCCAUUCGGAUUUGUACCAGCUUCUCAAGAAAGGCAGAUUCCGCGGUUUGCCUCUCUUCAUCGUGCAGCAAAUCGCCGUCCAGCUGGUGCAGGGCGUGUCCGAGCUUCAGCGCGUUCGCAUCGCGCACUGCGAUCUGAAGCCGGAGAAUGUCCUCAUUUAUUCCGCGACGGUGACGGACAAAGAGUCUUCCUCGGAGGCGAAUCCGACCACGCAGCGGCCGCGAAAGCCGUCUCCGACUCGACCAUUGACCGGCAACGCAACGCCGCAGUCGCGUUCGAAACCCAGUGGAAACUCCGCGGGGAAACCGGAGGCGUGCGUCCCCUCUGCGGACUGCCGCAGCUCAGACAGAAUGUCUCUGUCGGCUCUCAAUGCGGUCGGCGCGGGAACGGCUAUGCGUCGGCACCCUGAAGGCGGGGUCGGAGCGGGAGACGAACGGAGUGUCGAGAACGGGAAGAAACUCGGCGGCGUGCAGUCCGCGGACCCACGCCUCGAGGUCGCAGAGGCGACGGUGGGAGGUUCGAAAGCGCAGCGCGGGAACGGGGGGCACGAGAAGGAUCGAUGCGGAGUGUCCUGCCUCCGUCCACAUGCAUCAGCGGGAAGCCGGUCUGAAGCGACGCGGCUCCGGGUUCGUCGGGGGGAUUCAACUCGAAGGCUGUCCACUGAGUUGCCGAGCACGGUCUGGGGGGACUCCCGUCGGGCGCUUCUUAUGCGGACGACCUCUUUCCUUUCAGGCAACCGAGCUCCCAGUUGCGCCGACGAAGGGCGGCGGCGAUCGACGUCGCCCAGACAGCAUCUGUCAUCCUUGCGUCGCUGUUCAUCUUUGCCUGCUCCAGGCUCCGGCGCUUCUCCAAGGCGUGAGGUCGGCGAUCUGAGACAGCAGCAGGCCCCGAGUCUAGGGCCAGGUGCGACGGCCCAUGCACAGAGGGCAGGUGCGCAUGCAGCGCAUGCCCAGGGCGAGAGUCGAGGCGAGCAGCUGACUGAUGCCGAGCAGCGGCUGCCGGUAAACCCGAAGGGAAAGGGACUUUGCGAACGGGGGCUUCAUCAGCCAGGUCCGCGGGACGCGACUCGCGGCCGAGAUCGGCGGCAAUCGACUUCUGCGCAGAAACUUCGUCUGUUUAUCCGAGUUGUUGAUUUCUCUUCUUCCUGCGUCCUGCCGAAAACGCCGUCAAAGCCGGAAAUCGCGGACAUCUUGUCUCUGGUGAAGAAACGCGAGAGCGCCAAGCCAUUCGUUUCCGUCUAUCCGCAGUCGCGGUUUUACGGAGCGCCCGAGGCGUUCCUCGGCGUGCCGUACUGGGAGACUGUCGACCUCUGGGCCGUCGGGUGUAUCCUCGCGGAGCUCUUCUUCGGGCAGCCUCUGCUGCCGGGCGCGAGCGACUACGACCAGCUCAGGCGCCUCGUCGCGCUCUUCGGGCUCCCACCUGCGUGGAUGCUAGAGGCGGGGACGAGGAGUCACGCGUACUUUGUCAAAGACGCGCCAGGCGGCGGAGAGGCUCGACGCGGCGCCAAUGGAGACACCGCGCCCCAUGCAGCUUCGCGGGCGGGCUCGGACGGCCAGAGCGAGGCAGCGCCGACAAAGAACGAGGAUCUACAAAACAGGCGCGGUCUCACGCCAGCGAGCAUCGGUCCCUCGUGGAGGUUGAAGACAGUGGAGGAGUACGAAAAGGCCACAGGGACAUCCGAGCCAGUCCCGAAGAGAUACGCAGACAUCCGGUGUCUGUCGGACCUUCUGCGUCUUCGGCCGCCUGAACGGGCGUCGAGCAAAAGUCGCGAAACCCCAGGGAAGAAGGGUGCGCUGCUUGCGCCCGCUUCAGGCGAAACGGAAAUUCCCCACGCCGCUUCACGAAGGAGUCCGAGACCCGCACUGGCUCUGAGCGCUGCUGAGCGGCCUCACGGCUCCGACUCUUUGCUUGGAGCCGUCGCUCCGCCGCAUGCUGCCGUGUCAGGGAAUUCUUCGCAGUCGAUCGCUGCAGUGCAGCUGGUGCACGGAGGCGCAUGCAGAAUGGAAGGCGUGUCGAACAAGAAAGGCCGGCAAGGCGCUGUGAGGCGCGAGGCGCUGGCAGACGAGCCAGAGAAGGCGACGCACAAAAGCGGUCAGGGAGAAACGGAAGAAGAUUCCGGAGAAGGCGAGAACGACGGUAAGCCACACUCAGGCGACUUUAUGUCUGUGCCGUUCGCGGUGCCAGAGUACCGGCUGAGGCGCUCGCGACGCAUUUCGUGUCAGACGUGCUCCACCGAAGCUUCUUCCUCGUCCGCGUGCUCCGGCGCUCUCACCACUCCCUCCCUUGCGUGCAGUCGGGCGGCGUGGUGCUCGCGGUCGUCGUCGUUGUCGCCUUUGCCUCGCUUGCCGAGGUUCAAAGCCAAGCGCGGCCUGGCCGAGAGGCGGCGCGCGGCUUCGUGCUCGGGUGUCGCACGGCCUUCCUCGUCCGCGUGGCAGAGAGGCGCGGGCCUUCUGGGCUCGGUGUCCACGGCCCGUCGGUUGCGACGGGGCGAGCGCAGUUGCCGAGGCGACAGCGACGGGCGAGAAGAGUGGCGGAUCAAUUCUCCAGCUUCCCACGCGUCGGGCUCGUCGCGAGCGCCGUCUGUCUCGCCCAACCUCCUCAGCAAGCUGCCCCCUCGCGCCUGUUCGCUGCCGCCCCGCGCCCCGCGGCUUCGCACUGAGACGCGGAAGGUGUACGACGGCGAGUUGCCUCCACUUCCCCCUCAUCAGACGCUCAGGCGGCCGAGUGGCAAGCAGCACGAAUGUGUGCUCUUGGACGGCGAGAGCUCACGAAACGCGAAAUCGCAAGACUCUCAGGCCGCAAGAGUCUCAGGAGCAGAGCGCACGCCGAACGGAAAGGACGGGAAAGAAGACCGGCGUGGAGCGCACCGGGGAACAGUCCCAGGACAGGGCUCGCGAGCUGAUCAGCAGCGAGCAGAGGGGAGGCUAGCGGAACAGGAGACGGGCGAAGGUGAACAGCUUCUUCGCCAGCGAUUCAUCGACUUCUUGGGAGGUCUUCUCCAAGUGGAUCCUCUUCAGCGUUUCUCUGCGGAGGAAGCGCUGGCGCAUCCGUUCAUUUCCAGUGCGUUGGAGGCCCUCGGAUCCGCUUCCGAGAGGCGACAGGCGGGAUCGGAGUCAGCGGAGGCGCAGGCGGAACGGCAGUAUCGGAGAUGGCAGCGUUUCCAUCUGAAGAACGUCUUGUCUCUGUUGAAUGCAGAGAGCGAAAAGCAGUCCCGCAAGCUGGAGAGAGAAGAGGAGAGCGGGCGCGGCGCGUCGAGCGCGCUGCGGUGGGACGCCGUCGUCCGGGCUCAGAUGGCGUUUCUUCGAGGCUCGCUGGAGGGCAACCCGGAGGGACAGAGACAGACGAGGGAUGAGGCAAGGCAGGACGCUUCGGCGUCCCGCUCAGGCGUGCAGGCAGGUCGAGCUCGCGGGGAGACGCAAGAAAAGGACGUGAGAGACGCGGAUCUGGACGCCGCGGGGUCGCCACCUGAAGCGGGAGAGGUCGAGUACAACAUGACCGUCGCUCGCGCGCGGCCCGACUGGGGCGCCGAUGGCCACGGCUCACAGGAUCCCGCGCGCGGCUUCGACGGAACAACAAGUCCCCACAUCGGUUUCACCCGGGAUAAAGACGGGGGAUUUUCGAGCGCCAUCUCGACGUCGUUCUGCUUCUCGUCUUCCCCGUACCUGUUCCCGCGACAAGCUGGAUACGAGGAGAGAGAGAAAGCCCCUCGGAACGACGCGUCCGCCGGGCUGCCCUCGGUGGACACGCGCUUGACGUCUUCCGUGUACCCUUCGCCCCGCUCCUCUUUCGCCUCGGUGUCUUCCUUGCCGUUCCUGUUUUCCGUCCCGCCCUCGUCGAUGUCGCCCGCGCUGUCCGCGCACGCCCCCCCAGGAAGCGAAGCGCCUCCCUGUCUGCCUGCAGAUCUUUCGUGGCCGGAGGCGGACACGGAAACCGAGGCUCUCAAGCGCCUCGUCCAGUUCUACGAACGACGCGUGGCUGAAGGGCUGUAUCUGGACCGCAGGCGAAGAGAAGACGAGCAGCAGCGGGCUCUGUAUAUGCAGCUUCUCCAACGACGCCUCCAAGGGGAAGAGAGUCGUUCUCUCCUUGGCCACGGGCAACGAAACUACAUGCAACACUCAGGCUGGUACACGCCGCCGCCGUCCCCGGUCCACGCGGCAGCUCCUGUGUUGUGCACGCGCCACGUAGUCGACAGAGAGCCCGCGAAGGCGACUCGCGGGCUGCGGACGACGAGCGAAUAG
Neospora caninum is the source of this 7746-nucleotide messenger RNA. RefSeq names its product putative CMGC kinase. Gene Ontology annotation, biological process: peptidyl-serine phosphorylation; peptidyl-threonine phosphorylation. The record is from RefSeq and is a predicted model, not a curated record. Bases 1 to 7746 code for a protein of 2581 amino acids. Lineage: Eukaryota; Apicomplexa; Conoidasida; Eucoccidiorida; Sarcocystidae. The transcript has a single exon. Gene Ontology annotation, molecular function: ATP binding; protein serine/threonine kinase activity.